CACAAUCUCUGAUACUUGAUUACUGAUAUAUGCGAACUCCCUGGGGAAAUGAUAAUGAUUAGUGUUCUUCCGGAUUAGACGUGGCGUGCCGGGUGCUAGUUUAUUCUGUGGUUCAGAAUAUAAAAAGGUGAUAGACCGAGUCCUCAGAUAAGUGACCCAUGCUUUAUAUUCUCUCACCAGUCAAAAAACAAAUGGUAUGCACUACCUCUUCACGCUUGAUUGAAUCCACGAUGCCCCUCUGGCUGAUCCAUCACGAUCCGAACGUCUUCUCCAACGACGAAAAGGAGAAACUGGCCCAGACGAUCACGCAGCUGUAUGUUGGCUUCGGUUUACCAGCCUUUUACGUCCAAGUUCAAUUCUUCGAGCUCCCUUACGCAUCCUCAUUUAUUGGAGGCGAGAAAGACCGUGCCCAUGUCACGCUGACCAUUUACCAUCUUGCGCGCACCAUGACCACCGAGGCGCAAGCUCAACGAUUCCUCGGGGCGGUUGAUGGUAUUUUAACACCCACCUUCCAACCAAAAGAACUGGAAUGGGAGUACUUUGUGACGGAAACCCCAAGAAACCUCUGGAAGAUAAACGGGCUUGUACCUCCGCCGGCUGGUUCGGACGAAGAGAGGGAGUGGGCUAGAAUAAACAAGGCGGUUAAGCUUUGAGUUGCCAUGGGCCUUGGAUUAUUUUGAGAAUCCCAUUGCAACGCAUGAUGGAAAGCAGACUGAUUGUUCGUGUUGGUGAUACUGCUAGUCAUUUAUAAGAUUGUUAUACAUCCAGUAUCUCGGGAGAAUCUUCAACCACCAAGCCAUUCCUGCGCGUACGUACAGCAUGCAUCGGCUGGCUAGACUAUAAUAUCUUGAUAUAUUUUUCAAGAUAAGAUAUUCAUUCGGACUCACUCCAGGAGACAUAGCUAUUUCACUAGUAAAACGAC
This is a messenger RNA of Aspergillus ochraceoroseus IBT 24754, 922 nucleotides long. Its product is annotated as tautomerase family protein. Lineage: Eukaryota; Fungi; Ascomycota; Eurotiomycetes; Eurotiales; Aspergillaceae. The transcript has a single exon. The record is from RefSeq and is a predicted model, not a curated record. The coding region runs from base 231 to 653 and encodes 140 amino acids.